CAAGAUGGCGGCCAGCAGGAGGCUGAUGAAGGAGCUUGAAGAGAUCCGCAAAUGUGGAAUGAAAAACUUCCGUAACAUCCAGGUUGAUGAAGCUAAUUUAUUGACUUGGCAAGGGCUUAUUGUUCCUGACAACCCUCCAUAUGACAAGGGGGCCUUCAGAAUUGAAAUCAACUUUCCAGCAGAGUAUCCAUUCAAACCACCCAAGAUGACAUUUAAAACCAAGAUCUACCACCCUAACAUUGAUGAGAAGGGGCAGGUCUGUCUGCCGGUAAUUAGUGCUGAAAACUGGAAGCCAGCCACCAAAACCGACCAAGUAAUCCAGUCCCUCAUAGCACUGGUGAACGACCCCCAGCCUGAGCACCCACUCCGGGCUGACCUAGCUGAAGAAUACUCUAAGGACCAUAAAAAAUUCUGUAAGAAUGCUGAAGAGUUUACAAAGAAAUACGGGGAAAAGCGACCUGUGGACUAAAAUCUGCCAUGAGUGAUUCCAGCAAGUUUGAGCAGAGCCCCCAAGCAGUGCAUUCAGAUACCCCGCAAAGCAGGACUCUGUGGAAAAUUGACACGUGCCACUACCUGGUGUCCGCUUGUGGCAGUUACUAACUUUCUACAGUUUUCUUAAUCAAAAGUGGUCUAGGUAACCUGUAAAGAUGGAUUAAAAAAUUCAGAUGUUCUAGUUCUGCUUGCUUUGUUUUAAAAAUCACUGCUUUAGUCUACUUCGAAAGAAUGCCAUUUCUUUUCCUGCCCAGACUCAAAGUUACAGUUAGCCCAGAAGGUUUAAAAAAAAAAAGUUGUGAUUCCCUCUCCCCAUCGCCUUCUUUUUCAAUCCCACUUCCACAGACUAAGGCCCCAGCUCCCCACAGAAGCAGCAGCCCUUCUCCUGUGCCACACUGCCUGUGGGUGAUAGCUCAAGUCCCUAAUGCCGUCUUAGUAAUGUACUUACAAAAGAUUAUAAAACAGUAUCACCCCCCCCC
This is a messenger RNA of Arvicola amphibius (Eurasian water vole), 971 nucleotides long. RefSeq names its product ubiquitin-conjugating enzyme E2 L3-like. NCBI's taxonomy places the organism in Eukaryota, Metazoa, Chordata, Mammalia, Rodentia, Cricetidae. The transcript has a single exon. The record is from RefSeq and is a predicted model, not a curated record. Bases 5 to 469 code for a protein of 154 amino acids.